CCUCUCGCUCAUCCCACGCUGCCAGAGCUGGAAGCAUUUUUUAACCCACCUCUGUGCUGUUCGGUCAGCUACCGACGCGGCGUCAGUCCUCCUGCUCAGCUCCCAGCCCGAGCAGCGAAGGAAGGACAAAAUUUACUUUCUUUCAGCAAGAUUUGAUUGUUAGAAGAGAAGGUGCAAUGGAAGUUCUGCGACCAACACUGAUAAGAAUUGGUGGAAGAAUUUACAGGAAAAACCAUAUUCAAGAGCAGGCGCACCAGAAUGAAGAAGAGGAAGACUUUUAUGCAGGUCCUGGGGAUGGUGCGGAUGAGCCCUGUGAUGCCUUUGUGGUGGAAGAGACUGAAAGAGGUUACCAGUGUGCUGUGGAUGUUCCUAGCCCACUGUACAAGUAUAUAAUAGGAAAGAAGGGAGAAACAAAGAAAAAACUAGAAACAGAAACCCGAACCUCCAUCAAUAUUCCUAAACCUGGAGUUGAAGGAGAAAUUGUGAUCACUGGACAGCACCGGAAUGGUGUUAUUUCAGCUCGUACGCGAAUUGAUGUUCUUGUUGAGUGCUUUCGCAAGAAACAACCCUUCACACACUUUCUGUCAUUUGCUCUCAACCAACUUGCAAUCCAGGAAAAGUUUCUACAGUUCAAGGAGGAAGUGUUGGAGCAGUGCUCAAAUGAUAUUGGGGUCAGCAGCAGUCUGUUCCAGAACCCAGCCAAGCUUCACCUAACUAUUGGGACACUGGCACUUCUGAAUGACCAGGAAAUCCGUAAGGCUCAAGAAAUCCUGCAGAGGUGUAAAGAAGACUUUGCUGACACAAUUGCUGGAGGCAAGCCGCUAACUGUGGAAAUAGCAGGUAUUGAGUACAUGAAUGAUGAUCCAGCCAUGAUGGAUGUUCUCUAUGCAAAAGUCCACAUGAAGGAUGGAUCCAACAAGUUGCAGCUAAUAGCAGAUAGACUGAUGGAUCGGUUUGUGGCCUCUGGGCUAAUGAUGAAAGAGUGGGAUCAGGUGAAACUCCAUGCCACUGUCAUGAACACCAUCUUCCGGAAAGACCCCAGUGCUGAAGACCAAAACAGCAAAACAGCAGCCAGAUAUUUCAAGGAGAGGGAGUCAUUUGAUGGCCGAAAUAUACUGAAGCUUUUUGGGAACUUCUGCUUUGGAGAAGUGCAGCUGAAUUCAGUCUACCUCUCUCAACGAUUCUCCACAGACAGCUCUGGUUACUAUGCAACAUCAGGGCAGCUCAAUUUCUCUUGAAGUGAAAAUUCAUCUGCUCCAUGGAUGUCAUCAGAACUGCAUAAUAUACAAUAUGAUGAGGAUUCAAAUGGGUCCUCUUAUUUGGACAGGGUCAUCCUGUCCUUGCGAGUCAACCUUAGAACAGCAAGUGUCAGCAUUUGCAUAUCCACCGUGAUCUGAGCCCACUGAAAAAACAGCCACAUGACCAAAUAAGUUAUUUUAUUUGGCUAGUAUUUUUAUAGAAAAUUUCACGCUGGAUAUAGAAGGAACAAUAGCAUUUAUAUUCAAAAGGCUUCAAGUCAGCUGAAAAUAAAUUCACAAGAGGCACCAACCCACAAUUCUUAAUAGCCCAGCUUCCCACAGAUAAGUAAUGUUAAUCAGCUGUGGCAUACUGGUGGCUUCUAGAACCAAAUCACUUUCCUUUUACAAAAUGUCCUUUCUCUGGUUGCCAAGAUAUGAUUAUUUCUCACCACAGGUAAUUUGGCAAGUAACUCUUCCCAAGGCUGAAAUAAUGAGGCUGUUCUCACAUGCAGCCUAAACCAGGCUAGGGACGCCCUGCCCGGGUUAAGCUGUGCAUGAGAACUGCCAGGAUUGGGCCCGAUCCCAGCAGGGCAGCACCGCCUACCCCCACUAUUCACCCCGGCUGUUAGCCGAAGUUAAGGGAGUAAGCACUCCCUUACCCCUGGCUACUUGCAAGCAUGGGCUGCUUCCAGCCCAGUCACACACAGAGAUGGGCGUCUAGAGUGCCUGUCUCUUCGGGGACUCACCCAGGUCCAGGUGGACAUUCAUGUCCAGGUGGACAUUCAUGUCCAGGUGGACAUUCAUGGGAUUCAUGGAGGCCAGGAUAAUGAGUCCUGGCCUCAGAUCAAUCCAUCCUGCUCUGCGCUGCACGGAGCAGGGCUGAUCCUGUGGGAGCGCGGAGUGCACUCCCAGCAACAAAACGACGAAUGGGGGAAAGGUAGGUCAUGUGAAGGGCCCAAUCACUAACACUCUUACCGCUAUCUUUGGCAGAGAGAGAGAGGUUUCUGCACGAGGGAUCAGUUGCAUCAUUUGGACAGUUGUACCAAAUUGGUUUUAUUUCUCAGAAUUCUGAUAGACAGAAAAGAUGUGCACUUGUCAGUUGUUAGGUCCGGAGCUGUGGUAUACACGUUUUACUGCUUCUCAGCGAAGGAUCACCAUUGUCUACAUUCAGCAGUCCUGGCAGCAUAGUUAUCUUCAGCAGAGGGGGGAUUGGGUUUACUGGCUCAGCCAAGACCUUUUGCCUUGGGUUGGUACCUGAAAGUGUCUUGCUCAUGGUAGGCAAUAUGGCGAAGGGGCACAUUUACGAGUUUGCUUUCUUCUUCUUGUGGCACAGAAAUUUUUAUUUUAAUGAUCACUCUUCGAAUAUGGAGCCACUGUGCUCCUGUUGUACCUUUUCUUCUCUCACUGGCUGCCUGAUGUCAUUACCUGCACUCUUCAGCUACUAAGAGCCUCUUUUGAGGCUCUUAGGCACUCAUGGACUUGACUUUGCCAGUCACCUAGAGGAGCACAGGUGGAAUGAGUUGAGGUCUCAUCCUGAGAGUGCUGCACUCCCACAGACAGAAACUUUCAUUACUUUUGCAGAGGUGUUCAGUUCACCAAAAUAUGAGCCCUUUUGGAUCUUCCCCUGCCACAAGCAGUGGCUGUGAGGGAGGGCUUUUUGGAUGGGGUGUGUGUGUGCUCAGCUUGUUCACCAAAAAGAGGCCUCUCUUCUGCCACGAAAAGGAAAGAAGUACAUCUAAAAGCUCCUUGACAUUUUUAUUUUUAACAACAGUAACCAAGAUGCUGUUUAUGCACUUAGCAAUACACUUCAUGUUGAAUAUUAAAGCCUUAGAAGGACAUGAGUACUAUUUUUAUUCUUUGUUGUCUGCAGUUUCCUCUUAGAAGCUUUUUCAAUAAAUUUUCUUUCCUGA
Molecule: messenger RNA, 3148 nt
Organism: Hemicordylus capensis (graceful crag lizard)
Lineage: Eukaryota; Metazoa; Chordata; Lepidosauria; Squamata; Cordylidae
Gene: ASCC1
Product: activating signal cointegrator 1 complex subunit 1
Exons: 10
Coding region: 177-1238 (353 amino acids)
Biological process (GO): DNA alkylation repair; regulation of DNA-templated transcription
Cellular component (GO): nucleus
Molecular function (GO): RNA binding
Source: RefSeq, a predicted model, not a curated record